Molecule: messenger RNA, 534 nt
Organism: Haemonchus placei
Lineage: Eukaryota; Metazoa; Nematoda; Chromadorea; Rhabditida; Trichostrongylidae
Source: the annotation of a GenBank genome assembly
GAUUCUCAUCGUCACGUUCCUCCCCCACGACUGCCCACCACUACUUCAUUCUCCUCAUGGAAUCCUCCUGAAAAAUCGUCUUACACCGCUAUUAGCCCCUUCGUUACGAAUCCCAACAAAUAUCGCAACGAGUACACUGCCAGCUGUAACUAUCGCCCGAAUAAUACCUAUUUAAGCCACUUUGACGACAUCGUCAACUCUGGAGCCUUUUCAUCUGCCCUUUACUCAACUACAAGGUUGAUUGAACGGUCACGUAGCCGUACUCGUGAACGCCGGCAGGCAAUGCGCUCCCAGAGAUCCAUGUCCAACUACUACAGGUACACAUCGCAGUAUCCGGCUCCACAACGUGCUCGUGAGUACUCAACGCCGCCGUCGCGUGAGUACAGCAGGCCACCAUCGCGAAGCGGAUCGUUCAUCUCGUUCAUGGAGUAUUCCGGAUCAAAGAACGGCGAACUUUCUCGCAAUGCUUCUCGCUCAUCCAUCUACGACUCUGCUCUUUCUCGUAGCGGGUACAGUACAGUAUUGAAGUCUUGA